This is a messenger RNA of Daphnia magna, 1681 nucleotides long. RefSeq lists its product as uncharacterized. NCBI's taxonomy places the organism in Eukaryota, Metazoa, Arthropoda, Branchiopoda, Diplostraca, Daphniidae. The transcript has 7 exons. The record is from RefSeq and is a predicted model, not a curated record. The coding region runs from base 333 to 1295 and encodes 320 amino acids.
CCUUCUUGGCUUUUUUAUUUCUAAAAAGAAAACCAUUGCGACCAUCAAACGCAAGUUUCUCUUAAACAAAAAAAAAUUGUGUUUCUUCCUCACUAUUGGUGUGUGUGUGUGUGUGUAAUAUAUACACAGAAUACUAGUAGUCUUUACGCACAAAAGUGGAAGGAGGGGGAGGAGGGCGAAUGAAGUUAAGACGCACGAACGUCAAAGAGUGAACGCAAGACGGGAGUUCCCCAGGUUAUUCCCCAGUCUGACUGUAACGAGCAUCGAGUGCAGUUCAGCUUCAUUAGACUUUCAAGCGCCUGACAAAAAACCCGUCCGCAACAAUCGCUGUGAUGAGUGUGGUGGGACCAUCAAGCCGCUGGACAUUGACCAUCCUGAUGUGCUGGACAUGUAGCGGACAGGGAUUGGUGAUGCGCGGCUUGGAGGGCCCGACACAAACCGUCACCCGCGGCAUGGACAUCAUCUUGCAUUGCCGCUACGAUCUAGAAGCGGGAGAUCGUCUUUAUGCCGUCAAGUGGUUUCACGGAACCCGGGAAUUUUACCGCUUUCAACCAGAGUUGCAACCCCCGUCACGAUCGUUCCCCAUUGAAGAUGUCUACGUCGACGUGGAAUCGUCCAAUGCGGAGAAACUUGUCAUACGCCAUGUUGUCCCCGGGACGUCAGGUAUCUACCGUUGUGAAGUAUCAGCAGAAGAGACUUUCGAAACAGACUACCGUGAGAUGAACAUUACGAUAGAAGACGCACCUAUGGCCGACCCCGUCAUUUACAACAUCCAGUCACGCUACGCUAUCGACGAUGAACUACGAAUAAAUUGCACAUCUUUCGAUUACGGACCAGCUUCACGUCUUCACUGGAUAAUCAACGGCCAAUUGAAGAGCGAUGACGACGAUGAGGUUACCCUUUACCCAACACGGUGGCGGACGCCCUCGGCCGCCGUGGAUAGUCAAUUCGUCUCCGGAGCAACGCCGGAAGCUACGACAACGAUAGGAUUACACAUCAAGAGAUUGACUCGGCAACAUUUUGGUAGCGGGAAUCAAUUGACGGUUGUGUGCACGGCAUCGUCAAUCGGCUCGGCUCACCGACGUUCCAGCGCCGUUAAAGCCGUUCUGGAUGAAGGACUAAGUAGCAGACAAGGACCGCUCGUCAAUCCUUUGAGGCCGUCAACGGCAGCCCCCACUGCGGCUGGCGAUAAGCGCCGAUCUCCUCAAACCUCGACAGGUGGAUGUAGCCGACUAGCAUCAAAUUUAGUUGCCAUCAUCUUAACAACAAUACUGUUGUUGGCAUUGUUUCGAUGAUAACAACUACAUCACACACACACACACACCGAAUGCGAUGGCGAGAUGGACCUCACACCGGAUAUGGGAAGAGCUGACCAAAAGGAGGAAACGUCUAGGCGCGUUUGAAGGAGAAGAAAGGGGGGGACAGUGUGUGGAUUCAAUCUUCAUUACGAUGUUCAAUCAACCGUUGCUGGCGCAAUAGCAAAGAAAACGAAGACUGGUUGGGUGUUGCUCGAGACGUUGAUGGAUUUGCUUUUUUUUUUUUUUCUGCUACAACUAUGUGAACCUCUACGCUGAAAUAGCUCCCACACCCACACGACAAAAUAAUAGGAACGGGCUGUAUUAAUGUUGAACUGGCCGAAAGCGCUUGGACUUUUGUAUAAUAGACUUGGCAUUCUCUCGUU